This is a messenger RNA of Aspergillus caelatus, 997 nucleotides long. RefSeq lists its product as uncharacterized. Gene Ontology annotation, molecular function: oxidoreductase activity, acting on the CH-OH group of donors, NAD or NADP as acceptor. The record is from RefSeq and is a predicted model, not a curated record. The transcript has 2 exons. NCBI's taxonomy places the organism in Eukaryota, Fungi, Ascomycota, Eurotiomycetes, Eurotiales, Aspergillaceae. Bases 17 to 997 code for a protein of 326 amino acids.
AAAAUAACCAACCACCAUGUCCCUAACACUCAUCACCGGCGCGACAGGCUUCAUCGGCUCGCAGGUUGCCUUGCAUGUUUUGCAAGCGGGCUACCGCGCUCGUCUCGCCAUCCGUCGUGAGGAACAAGCUGAUAAGCUUCGUCGGAUCUUUGCCAACUAUGAGAAGCAAUUGGAGUUUGUGAUUGUACCGGAUAUCACCGUUCCUGGAUGCUUUGACGAGGCAUUACAAGGUGUGGAGUGUGUUCUGCAUCUGGCCUCUCCAUUGCCCAAGCCGGGGAGUGAUGAUCUGGUUACUCCCGCCAAGCAAGGAACAGUCGCUAUCUUAGAGUCUGCGGCAAAAGUACCGAGUAUCAAGAAGGUGGUAGUUACAGGAUCUGUAAUAUCGCUAGUUUCAUUGGGAGAGCUCAAGGACGGACUGGUCGUCAGAGAGGACAACGAGAUAAGCUACACCCUCCCUCCGGACAACAUAAUCCCAACCCUCCCUCCAAUGGGCCAAUACCACGCCAGCAAACUCGCCGCCCACAAAGCCACCCUCGACUUCUACUCGACCACCAACCCCGGGUUCGACAUAAUAACCCUCCACCCCGUCUUCGUCUACGGCCGCAGCCUCGUCCAAGAAACCGCCGACCAACUCGGCGGAUCCUGCGGCUCGCUUUUCCAGUCUCUCUUCUCCGAGACGCCGAGCUCCCCGCAGUUCAAUGGCGUGCAUGUUGACGAUGUUGCGGAUGCGCAUGUGCGGGUUCUGGAUGACAGUGUGAAGGGAUUUAGGUCGUACUUGUUGGCGGCGGAGACGAGCCCUUGGGGGGAUGUUAAGCGUUUCUUGGAGGGGAGGUAUCCUGGGGUUGGGUUUGGGUUGAAGAAUGUUGAUGGUGGUGAUAUUAGUUAUAGGGUUGAUGCGGGCAGGGCGGAGAGGGAGUUGGGGAUUGGGUUUAAGGGGUUGGAAAGUAUGGUUGGGGAUGUUGUUGAUCAGCAGUUUGAGUUGAGGGGGACGGUGUAA